Xyrauchen texanus (razorback sucker) is the source of this 2531-nucleotide messenger RNA. RefSeq names its product G-protein coupled receptor 39-like. NCBI's taxonomy places the organism in Eukaryota, Metazoa, Chordata, Actinopteri, Cypriniformes, Catostomidae. Gene Ontology annotation, cellular component: membrane. Bases 246 to 1523 code for a protein of 425 amino acids. Gene Ontology annotation, biological process: G protein-coupled receptor signaling pathway. Gene Ontology annotation, molecular function: G protein-coupled receptor activity. The record is from RefSeq and is a predicted model, not a curated record. The transcript is spliced from 2 exons.
AGGACGAACUGAAGUGUGCGGUUCACUGAACCAUCCUACGAACAGAUCAACAAUGUGUUGGAGAACAGCGGGACGGUUUUAGUGAGGUGAGAGCGUGUCAUCUUACAACCUUUCAUUUCAACUCCACAUUCAAAAGUGCUUUCUCAGUUUGACAGUUAAUCGCAUUGAUAAGGGUGCUUCAGUGGUCAGAUAAUCAGCACUGAAGUCAGUCAGUCAGGGGGUCAAAGGUCAAACAGAGAGGCAUCAUGGAGGAGAAUGAGGAAGUGGGCAGAGAUUGGAAAAAACUAGAGCCGAAUGGCCAUGUGAAGAUCUUCCUCACGGUGCUGUACAGUCUCAUCCUCGUCCUCGGCAUCGUGGGAAACAGCGUCACUAUUCACGUGGCGCAGGUGCUGCAGCGAAAUGGAUACCUGCAGAAAAAUGUGACUGAUCACAUGGUCAGUCUGGCCUGCUCUGAUUUGCUGGUGCUGUUGAUCGGGAUGCCCGUGGAACUCUACAGCGCGAUCUGGUACCCAUUUUCGUCCUCGUCUGGCAACGCUUCCUGCAAGAUCUACAACUUCCUGUUUGAGGCGUGCAGCUACGCCACCAUCCUGAACGUUGCCACUUUGAGUUUUGAGCGUUACAUCGCCAUCUGCCACCCGUUUCGCUACAAAGCCUUCGGCGGCAGUCAUACGACGAAGCUCCUGCUGUCCGUGUGGCUCUGCUCGGUGCUCGUCGCUAUACCGAUGCUGAUCACGACGGGAAUGGAUGGACACAUACCUGAGGGCCGCAGCGCACCGGUUCAAAAUCUGACAUUCUGCACAAACCUGAGCAGACAUUGGGUGGGGUAUCGCACCAGCAUCUUCACGGCUUUCAUUCUGUAUCUUCUGGUGUUGUGCGGCGUGGCCUUCAUGUGCAGAGGGAUGAUUGUAGUUCUGCGGGCACCGAUGGGCCCCAGUGAAUCCAGCGCAAAUACAGAAGGACACAGCGCUCCCAAACAUGAGGGCACCCGACUGAAAGCGUCCCGUAAACAGACCAUCCUCUUCUUGGUGUUGAUCGUGUGUUCCCUGCUCGUGUGCUGGAUGCCCAACCAGAUCCGGCGAUUGAUGACGGCAUCGGUGCCCAAGUCUGCAUGGACGGUGAGUUACCUGAGCAGCUACGUGAAGCUCCACCCGGUGUCCGACACGUUCUUCUACCUGAGUUCUGUGUUAAACCCGCUGCUGUAUAACCUCUCAUCGAGACAGUUCCGUUCCGUGUUCUGGCAGAUGCUCACGUGUCGCCUGUCACUCGAGCACGUCAACAGAAGAACGCUUGAAAACAGUCUCGCCUCAAAGAGCUCCAGUCACAAAUUACGGCCGCUGAUGUGCAGUUCAGUGAACCGCAUGCGAGCAAAAAACAGCGAGAAAUCAAACCAUCCAUCAUCAGAGAGACAAACCACUGUUCCCCUCACAGAGACACCGCUGACAGCACAGACACCCGUCACUCCAACACAGGACGAAUCAUCAACAUCAACAACAACAACAAAUAUAGCUGCAAGCAGUACUUAACAGAGUUCAAGCCUUUUAAUAACUUUCAAAGUAUGCAAAAAAUGUACGUAUUUGUAUAUGUAUAUGUAUUUUGUAAGCUGCUGAAUUUGCAAACUGGUGUUAAAUAUGACUGAUAUCUUGUGUUCAACGAUCCUGAAACAGGAUAAUUGUUAUGGUGGUCAUUUUUUUUAACUUCUUAACUGUUAUAAAGCCACAUAGCACCCAAUCUCCAAAAAGGUUUUAGAAAUAACUAAAUAAAUAACUAAAGUUCAACUUUUCUUUGUUAAUUAUUGACCUAGGGAGUCCUAGAUGUAGCUUACAAUAGCAGGUAACAUUGGAUAAUAUACAAUAAUUUACACACCAUUUAUACAGCCAAUUUGCUGAAAUAUGUUUGGCUUAUGGCGGCCAUGUUUUUUAUUUGUCUGAGUCAUAUUGUAGAAUAUGGCAAGUAUUUGGCCCCUACAAGAAGCAUACCAAUUUUCAACUUCAUUGAUAAUACAGUUGCGGAGUUAUGAGCAUUUAUUUAGUUGUAGCGCCCCCUAUAGGCGAAUGUUUUCACGAUUUUGUAUGCAGACUCAAAAUGUCAUGUUGUUUAUGUGUAUCAAGUUUUGUAACAUUUGGCCUUUUUUUUGGUAGAUAUUGGUCAAUACGUACAAAAUGGAUGACGCCUGACCAAUUCGUUGGCUUAUAUCUUUGCAACGCUUUGACAAGUCAAAAUGCCUUUUAUAAGUUUUUGUAAGGAGGGUUCAUAGUAGACACACACCAAUUUUUAUGUGAAUAAUAUAUACGGCCUAGAAUAGUGAAAAGAAUAUUAGAAUAGUGGAAAGAUUUUAUAAAAUGCCAUGAAACUCAAAUAUAAAUUUUGUAGGUCUUGGUGCAAGGAAUUAGAGGAAUAAAGAAUUUUGAGAUUAUUCAAUUUGGUUGCAGAGUUAUUGGCGAAAACAUAAAUGUCCUUGUUAUAGCGCCACCUUGUGACCAAUUUUCAUAAAACUUGGUACACAGCCUCAUUCGCCGCCACCUGGUGAAGUC